This is a messenger RNA of Mixia osmundae IAM 14324, 2838 nucleotides long. RefSeq lists its product as uncharacterized. Gene Ontology annotation, biological process: intra-Golgi vesicle-mediated transport; SNARE complex disassembly; Golgi to plasma membrane protein transport. Gene Ontology annotation, cellular component: Golgi stack. The transcript has 13 exons. The record is from RefSeq and is a predicted model, not a curated record. Gene Ontology annotation, molecular function: ATP binding; ATP hydrolysis activity. The coding region runs from base 66 to 2513 and encodes 815 amino acids. NCBI's taxonomy places the organism in Eukaryota, Fungi, Basidiomycota, Mixiomycetes, Mixiales, Mixiaceae.
CACCCCUCGGCUCGCACGGCCUUCUCUCAGAGUGCACACGACCUCGAGCGUCUCACCGGCUCACCAUGUCCUGGUUCAGAUCCAACGAGGGACAGCUGCCCUCGUCGACCAACAACGGCAUGUCAAACAACGCCGGCAGUGCAGGCUAUGCGCGAACCUCGUCAGCCAGUGCACAGGCACCCAGAGGCUAUACAGCCCCUCCCCCCGUAGCUCCUCUGAGACCUGUGCAGAGACAGCCCGUCGACUAUGCUUCGGAGAAGUCAGGAUUGACGCCGCAGACGCCUCAAGGCGUAAGGUCACCGAGAGGACGACCUGGUAUCUACGCCGUCAGAGAGUGCCCAUCACAAUCGCUUCCCCUCACCAACUGUCUGGCAACGUCUGAGCAAGACUUUCCGCCCUAUACUUACGUCAAAGUAAAGGACAGCUUUGUCUUUACUACCAUAGGAUCAACACUAGAGCCAGGAUGCAUUGGACCAGCGCGCCAUCAGCGUACGUGGGCGCAGCUCUCGUUCGCAGGUGCAGGCGACCGCGUACCCGUCGAACUAUUCGACGUCCAGAAGCAGCUCGGCCCCGACCAUCUGCUGGGCAGCAUCACGUUAGAGCUCAGCCUCAAGAAUGGCACCGGCGAUUUCGACGCCGAGCAGCUUGAGUCGCGCUUCAGAAAGCAAUUUGACUCGGUCAUGUUCACUGUCGGUCAACCGCUCGUCUACGAAUUUAGCGGCGUCAUCUUCCAAGGUAGCGUCAAGAGUCUCAAUGUCAUGGAGCUGCAUGGCGGCGGCCGGGGCGAUAGCUUUAUGGGUAUCCUGAUGGCUCAAACGGAAUGUACAUUCCUCAAAGGAGAUGGAAAUUUCAAGAUCAAAGCCAGCUCGAAGAGAGCCGCCCCGAAUGCUAUCAUACAGCCAAACUUCAAAUUCGAAGACAUGGGCAUCGGUGGUUUGGAUGCAGAGUUCAGCAAUAUCUUCAGACGCGCCUUUGCCAGUCGCAUCUUUCCCCCCGGUCUUGUCGACAAGCUCGGUAUUCAGCACGUCAAAGGCAUAUUGCUCUAUGGACCGCCAGGCACUGGCAAGACGCUCAUGGCACGUCAGAUCGGCAAGAUGCUCAACUCACGCGAGCCAAAGAUUGUCAACGGUCCGGAAAUCCUCAACAAGUUCGUAGGCGCGUCGGAAGAGAACAUACGCAAGCUCUUCGCGGAUGCGGAAAAAGAGUACAAAGAGAAAGGCGACGAAUCUGGGCUACAUAUCAUCAUCUUUGACGAACUGGACGCAAUAUGUAAGCAACGAGGGUCUACGGGAGGUGGGACCGGCGUGGGAGACUCGGUCGUAAAUCAAUUGCUCUCAAAGAUGGACGGCGUAGACCAGCUGAACAACAUUCUCUUGAUCGGAAUGACAAAUCGAAUGGACAUGAUCGAUGAAGCGCUUUUGCGACCCGGACGACUGGAAGUACAUAUGGAAAUCUCGCUACCCGACGAUAAAGGACGACUGCAGAUAUUGAAGAUACAUACUGCUAAGAUCUUCAAAAACGGCAUCAUGGAGUCCGACGUAGAUGUCAACGAGCUGGCCUCCUUGACGAAGAAUUUCAGCGGUGCAGAGAUUGGCGGUCUCGUGAAGAGCGCGACCUCUUUUGCCUUCAAUCGACAUGUCAAAGUCGGCACACAGGCGGGCAUAGGCGAUGAUAUCGACAAGCUACGGAUCAACCGCUCUGACUUUAUGCAUGCACUCGAAGAAGUCAAGCCUGCUUUUGGUGUUGCAGAGGAAGAACUUUCUGCAGUCGUGCAGAAUGGCAUCAUUCGAUAUGCGCCUCACAUCGAUGCGAUAUUACGCGACGGAGCGCUAUACGUCGAGCAAGUCAGAAAAUCAGACCGGACGCCAUUGGUCAGCGUGCUGAUACAUGGGCCACCAUCUGCUGGCAAAACUGCGCUAGCCGCAACAAUCGCGAUCGCUUCAGACUUUCCUUUCAUCAAGCUCAUAUCGUCGGAGAAUAUGAUAGGCUACUCCGAAGCGCAAAAGAUCAAUUACCUCAACAAGGUCUUCACUGACAGCUACAAGAGCAAGUUAAGCGUCGUCGUUGUCGAUGGCAUAGAGCGUAUACUAGAUUGGGUGCCUAUUGGACCACGAUUCUCGAAUAGCGUUUUGCAGGCACUUAUGGUGCUACUAUCGAAACGACCACCCAAGGGCCAUCGCUUGCUCAUUCUGGCUACGACAUCUUCGACGAGCAUGCUGCACGACAUGCAGCUCUACGACUCUUUCGCGGCUGAUAUCCCUGUGCCGGCCGUUGAUAAUCUCGAUAGCUUGAUACGGAUAGUCGACGACGUCAAGCUGUUCCGCGAUCAAGCAGAUUUCAAGCGCGCAGUGCAACUACUCCAAAGUGCACGCUUCGGCGAAGACGGGCGAUUCUCGAUUGGCAUCAAGAAGCUGCUGGGCUUGGUCGAAAUGGCUCGGCAAGACCCUUCGCCUGCAGACAAGCUCGUAUCGGGCUUGCUGAAUACUGUUGCCUCCAUAGAAGCCAUGCGGUGAAUGCAGCUCUGUAUGCUACUACGCGAAAAGGCCUUCGACGAUCAUCUGAAGCGUCAACACAACGCUGCCAUCGAUAUCUCGCUGCUGAGAUAUGUCUAGGCAGUCGCGCCACAGGUCGAGCGCGUCUGCGAUGGGUUCCUCGGGACCGAUGCAGGCAUAGGAAGGCGGAGUUUGCCAAUAGCCCUUCUCAGGCGCAUUGAGGUCGACAAGCAUAUGACUGCGAUUACUUUGAAAGCGCUUCAGCAAUUGCGUUCCGUCGAACAGGCGAAAGGUCGGCUCAUACUGUCUUGGCCCGUAGUGCGCCUCAAAAGUAUGCUCAAAGUAG